Antrostomus carolinensis (chuck-will's-widow) is the source of this 189-nucleotide messenger RNA. RefSeq names its product small basic protein 1-like. The transcript is spliced from 2 exons. The record is from RefSeq and is a predicted model, not a curated record. The coding region runs from base 1 to 189 and encodes 62 amino acids. Lineage: Eukaryota; Metazoa; Chordata; Aves; Caprimulgiformes; Caprimulgidae.
AUGAGGGUGCUCUGCGUGGUCUUUGCUGUGCUCCUGCUUUUCUCCUUGGCCAUCCCAGGGUAUGGGCAGUUUAAGGGCGCUUGUGGUGGGUACUGUUCCUACCUGUGUGCCAAAAGGGAUGAGUGGACUUUCAGCCAGGCCUGCGGGAAGAUGUACUGCUGCAUCCCUCCACCCAAAAAGGGAAAAUGA